CUAUAAUAGCCACGGGUUGCUGGCUUCAUUCUGCUCUGAAACUGCUUAGGGGACACAUGAAAUCUCCAGUAAUGCGAUGCCAAAGCAGAUUCAUACACUCCAGAAGAGCGUUGUCUGAUUGGAAGGAACUUCUUCAACUCACUCGCCUCAUCAGCCAUAGUUUCACUUGAUGAUAAUUUCUCAGGAACUGUAUCAGCAGGUGUUUUCUCCGGCUUUCACAUCCUCUCCCAUCCGGUGAUAUCUUGAAAGUUCAGCAAAGUGGAAAUGAAUACCACGGCGUUCAACCAGACGGAGGGCGGACUGUUCAACAAGACAGAGGAGUUUUUCUGUUGCAACUUUUCAUCCGUGGUGACUGAUAAUGGCUUCGUGGCCGCCGCUCCGGAUGAGAGGAGCCUCUUCAUCAUGAGGGUCGUCCAGAUAGCCGUCAUGUGCGUUUUGUCCCUCACGGUGGUGUUUGGCAUAUUUUUCUUGGGUUGCAACCUUCUCAUAAAAUCAGAGGGGAUGAUAAACUUCUUGGUAACGGACAGGAGACCGUCAAAAGAAGUGGAGGCAGUUAUUGUUGGAGCUUAUUGAAAGAAAGAGACCUUUGCAUUUAAGUUGUGAAUCUGUGCGUCCAGCUGAUGCCUGAUGGAGACAGAUGAGAGAAGAGGCGAUGGUCAGCCACCCAAACGAACCCCUGUUUUCACAUUGGGUAUUAAGAAUAACUUCAGAAGAGCAGUCACCCUCUAAGGGAAAUGUGAAUCCUUAUGGUGACUGAGGUAUACAGGUAUUCCUCUUUAUUUCCUGCGGCUUACAUUUUAUGCCAACAAAGCCUCAGGCAGAGGUAUAGUGCGUUUUAAAACCUCUUUGUAAAGUAUUCAAUCCGUUCUCUAUUGUAAUUUGAGUAGUUUGAGCACCGUUGUUGUCGAGCAGCAUCCUACUUUGUCAUGACAGUGGCGAAUUGGUCGUUUUUGCUGCUGGAAAUACACUCUCAUAUUGCUAAUGCAAUGGAGAAAUGAAUGUGUGCAGUGUAUGUUGUAUGUGUUUUUGCAUACAAUAUGCAGUAUAUUAAUCAGUGUAUUUAUCUGAAUUUCCUGGUGAUAUUGUUAAAUUGAGACUGACUGUGUGGGCGGUGGAGGAAGCCCAGCAUAGCCGUGUAUCGUGUUAAUUGGAAUAAAUUCAUUCUGUAAUUAAAGUUUUGGUUUUAAUUAAGAA
Molecule: messenger RNA, 1194 nt
Organism: Myripristis murdjan (pinecone soldierfish)
Lineage: Eukaryota; Metazoa; Chordata; Actinopteri; Holocentriformes; Holocentridae
Gene: rprma
Product: reprimo, TP53 dependent G2 arrest mediator candidate a
Exons: 1
Coding region: 265-573 (102 amino acids)
Source: RefSeq, a predicted model, not a curated record